AUGGGAUCACAAACCACAUCCCCUAAUGGGGCAAUAGACUCUAGACCUGUUUUAUUCUUCGACAUUGAUAAUUGUCUUUAUCCCAGAAGUGCCAAAGUCCAUGAUCUAAUGGCAGAUCUGAUAGACAGAUACUUUGCGACACAUCUAGGCCUUCCAGAAGAAGAAGCCAUCAAGCUUCACCAAGAGUACUACCAGAACUACGGUCUCGCCAUCGAGGGUCUAGUACGGCAUCAUCAAAUCGAUCCCCUGGACUACAAUGCUAAGGUCGAUGACGCUUUACCUCUCGAAAGCAUCAUCAAACCUAAUCCGCAGCUGCGGAAACUACUCGAGGACAUCGACAAGUCCAAAGUGAAAUUAUGGCUUCUCACCAAUGCAUAUGUCACGCAUGGUCAGAGGGUUGUCAGGCUUCUGGGCAUAGAGGACCAGUUCGAAGGCCUUACGUACUGCGACUACUCGCAAAUUCCUAUUAUCUGCAAACCGCAUAAGGACAUGUUUGCUAAGGCGAUGAAGGAAGCUAAGAUAGAGCGAUCCGAAGACUGCUACUUUGUUGACGACUCAUUCGUUAAUGCGCAAGGUGCUCAAAACCUAGGCUGGACAUCAGUCCACAUUGUUGAGGAGGGACUACCAGUCCCAGCAUCCCCGGCAUCUAAAUACCAGAUCAGGCACCUAGAGGAGCUACGAGGGGUAUUCCCGCAAUUCUUCAAGUCGGGAAACCAAGCUUAA
Messenger RNA from Daldinia childiae, 723 nucleotides. RefSeq lists its product as uncharacterized. The transcript is spliced from 4 exons. Gene Ontology annotation, biological process: nucleotide catabolic process; pyrimidine nucleobase metabolic process. Bases 1 to 723 code for a protein of 240 amino acids. Lineage: Eukaryota; Fungi; Ascomycota; Sordariomycetes; Xylariales; Hypoxylaceae. Gene Ontology annotation, molecular function: nucleotidase activity. The record is from RefSeq and is a predicted model, not a curated record.